This is a messenger RNA of Hyaena hyaena (striped hyena), 664 nucleotides long. Its product is annotated as group IIE secretory phospholipase A2-like. NCBI's taxonomy places the organism in Eukaryota, Metazoa, Chordata, Mammalia, Carnivora, Hyaenidae. The record is from RefSeq and is a predicted model, not a curated record. The transcript has 6 exons. Gene Ontology annotation, biological process: phospholipid metabolic process; lipid catabolic process; negative regulation of T cell proliferation. The coding region runs from base 59 to 664 and encodes 201 amino acids. Gene Ontology annotation, molecular function: calcium ion binding; phospholipid binding.
CCCACUCUGGCCAGCCCAGCUCUUCUGUCCCCUGCUCACCUUCCCUCCCCCCGAAAGGAUGAAGCCUCCCCCUCUUCUGACCUUCCUUUGCCUCCUGGUGGCCCUGGCCGGCGGGAACCUGGUCCAGUUUGGGGUAAUGAUUGAGAGGGUGACGGGGAAGCCUGCGCUGCAGUACAAUGAUUACGGUUGCUACUGUGGCGUUGGCGGCUCCCACUGGCCCGUGGACCCAACGGACUGGUGCUGCCAUGCCCAUGACUGCUGCUAUGGGCGCGUGGAGAAGCGGGGCUGUGAACCCAAACUGGAAAGGUAUCUCUUCUCCGCCAGCAGAUACAACAUCUUCUGCGCCGGCAGAACGGCCUGCCAGCGCCAGACCUGCGAGUGUGACCGGUCGGCUGCCCUCUGCUUCCGCCGCAACCUGGGCACCUACAACCGCAACUUCGUCCGCUACCCCAACAAGCUGUGCAGCGGCCCCACGCCGCCCUGCUGGGGCCUGGCCCCGCCUCCUGCCGCGGUGAACGACGAGAGUGGGAAGACGGAGCAGCCCCACGCCGGCAUUCCUCCGGGACCCGCCAGGGGACCAGACCACAGGCUGAGCUUCAGUGAUCAUCAUGAACGGCUGGCCACGGUGGUCCACUGGCUGCUGACGCACACGGGGGCGGAUUGA